This is a messenger RNA of Metarhizium album ARSEF 1941, 1581 nucleotides long. RefSeq names its product Purple acid phosphatase-lik. The transcript has 2 exons. The record is from RefSeq and is a predicted model, not a curated record. Gene Ontology annotation, molecular function: acid phosphatase activity; metal ion binding. Lineage: Eukaryota; Fungi; Ascomycota; Sordariomycetes; Hypocreales; Clavicipitaceae. The coding region runs from base 1 to 1581 and encodes 526 amino acids.
AUGCUUUUGCUACCCGGCGUGAUCAACGUCGUUCUCGUGUUGGCGAGCUUUUGCGUGGCAGCCUCUGAUAUAUAUCCUCCCCAACCGCUCGACUUGACAACCCCCGUCCAGCAACGCAUCGCCAUCUUCGGUCCAAAUAAAAUAUCCGUCGGUUGGAACACUUAUCAGCACCUGAGCAGGCCCUGCGUUCAGUACGGCCUGGCAAGCGACGCUCUCAUCCAGAAAGCUUGCUCAAACGCUUCCGAGACGUAUUCAACAUGCCGCACGUGGUUCAACACUGUUGUCAUGGAUGGGCUGACGCCUGCCGCCACUUAUUAUUACAAGAUUGUGUCCACCAACUCCAGCAUCCAUCACUUUGUGAGCCCUAGGGAAUCUGGCGACGCGACCCCCUUCGCCAUGGACGUCGUGAUUGACCUGGGUGUCUAUGGAACCGACGGCUUCACCACCAGCAAGAGAGACGCCAUUCCCAAGAUCGAACCGGCGCUCAACCACUCCACCAUUGGCAGACUCGCCGACACCACUGACGACUAUGAGCUCAUCAUACACCCCGGUGACUUUGCCUACGCCGACAACUGGUACGACAAGCACCAAAAUCGCCAUCACGGCGAGGCGGCCUACCAGUCCAUUCUGGAGCAGUUUUACCAGCAGCUGGCUCCAAUUGCCGGACGCAAGGCGUACAUGGCUAGUCCCGGCAACCACGAAGCAACCUGCGACAUAACCCACCACGUCAGAGACGACUGUCCCUCCGGCCAGACCAACUUCACCGACUUCAUGCACCGGUUCGGCGCGACUCUACCCACAGCUUUCCCGUCCUCUUCGUCCAACGCCACGGCGAUGGCAAGGUCCCUGGCAGCGCAGAAGCUUGCGCGGCCGCCGUUCUGGUACUCGUUUGAAUACGGCAUGGCCCACAUCGUCAUGAUUGACACCGAGACAGACUUCCCCAAGGCCCCCGACGGCAUUGGCGGUUCGACCGGCGACGACGGCGGCCCGUUUGGCUCGCCAAGUCAGCAGACCGACUUUAUCGAGGCGGACCUCGCGUCGGUCGACCGCACAGUCACGCCCUGGUUAGUCGUCGCAGGACACCGGCCCUGGUACAAGACAGGCGGAGGCGAAGCCUGCAGGCCCUGCCAGAAGGCCUUCGAGCCACUGCUCUACAGGUACGGCGUCGACCUCGCCGUGUUCGGCCACGUGCAUAACUCGCAGCGCCUUGUGCCCAUCCACAACGGCACCCCCGACCCGAAUGGCAUGAGAGAUCCAAAGGCGCCCAUGUACAUCGUAGCGGGUGGCGCGGGAAACAUCGAAGGCCUACGCCCAAUAGGCAAGAACGUCUCGUACAAUGCAUUUGCGUACGCCGACGACUUUAGUUUCGCAAAGGUGUCGUUCAAAGACAGGCGUCAUCUGCAGGUCGACUUUAUUCGGUCCAGGACCGGGGAAGUCCUCGACACGAGCGUCUUGUACAAGGAGCACGCGGAGCAAUUUACUGUGUUGGACGGCAUGCCUCGGUCGGGGUCGGUGGGCAGCAGGGCCAUGGCACGGCUGGAGAUUGUUGCAUUGGCCGCGCUUGGAAUUGUGAUUCUGUGA